Molecule: messenger RNA, 3004 nt
Organism: Closterium sp. NIES-67
Lineage: Eukaryota; Viridiplantae; Streptophyta; Zygnematophyceae; Desmidiales; Closteriaceae
Source: the annotation of a GenBank genome assembly
ACUCUGCAACAUUCUGUCCUGUACUGAACAACCAACGUGGCAGUUGAAGACCUGCGUCAUAGCCUUAGAGCCCAACUUAGCUUUCUGUUGCGUCUGGUGGUCUCCCGUACAACGUCUUUAGCUGGUGGAGGGUCUAGCAGCCAGGCGUGAAAAGUGGAGUGAACGUCACACUUAAUUUGCCCGCUAAUUCGAGCUCACCAUGCCUCGCGUGCCUCGUCCGUCCGCGUCUCCUCUCGUCCUUCCCUCCAAAGACUACGCGUCCGCGUCGCAGGCAACGAGGCAAUUGCAGCACGAGCAGGAAGAUCGGGAGGAGCGGCAUGUCCGAGAGGCGAAGCAGCAGCGGAGAAAAUCAAAGGCGCAGCAGCGCGCGAACAACGAGCUGCAAAUACCGGGGCAAAGGGAAGAGCGGCACGAAACAAGCCAGAUACAUCAAUGGCGGCUAGAUCCUCAGCCAAAUCCGUUGACCGAAUCCUUACUGAGUGGAACGAGUCACGCGGGAAUAGCGGAAGCCGAAGGCACGAGCUCUCGAUCCGGCCCGCAGGUUUCCCCCUUAUCGCGAUCACCUAUAAGAUGGGUACUACCUGGUUUUGUGAGUUUCCGCGCGCAAGGAGCCUCGAGCGGCCGCGCACAAGCCUCUGUUCUCCCGUCGACUCGUUCUUCCGCGCAAGCGUGCGCGCCAGCUUCCCCCGCGCUUCCCCCGUCCCCUCUGCUGGACUCGAGUUCCGCCACCGCUUCCCCUCCCCCGCGCCCAAUUGCCUCCCUCGCGGAAUCCUCUUCUCCCGCCGCUGCAACUGCGGGGCUCGUAUUGAGCGGAGAAAACAGCCUUGAGAGAUUAGAGAGGGGAGGCGCAGGGGGGGGAGGGGAAGGGCAGUAUGCAAGCGGAGGGCGGGAAUGGUGGAGAGCGGAGAAGGGGGCGAUGGCGGGGGUGGCUGGUCGCGGAGCGGUGACGGGGGCAAGCGAAGGGGAAGGCGACGGCGCAGGGGAAGAAUCGGUUCUGGGAAGGAGAGACUGGUCGAUACCCGUGCGUAAGGUGGACGAAGCGGGGAGAGUGGUUGAGGACUGCGAAGAGGAGGGCGGGAAGGAGCGAGGUAGGAAGAGGAAGGGCCAGAGGCGGCCGAUACUCAGGUGGAUUUGGCGAUCCGCGAGCGUCUCGAGUGAGGAGAGAGAGGGGAGUGCGGAGAGAGAGGAGGGCGGGGAAGAGGAGAGCGAGGAAGGGAGCGGCGGAAGCGGCGGGAGUGACGACGAGAGUGACGAGCGCGAGGAUGGGGAGGAGGAGCGGGAGGGGGGAGAGGGGGACGGAGUGGCGGAAGCAGCAGCGAAGGCUGUAGGGCCGCUUGUCGGAACGAAGCGGGCAGGCAGAGGGAAGAACAAGGCGAAGACGAGCGGUCUCUGGCGAAAAGAGGCGAUGGUGGCGGAAGCAAAGUUACAAGUGACCAUGGCGUGGCCGAUGAUGGCGGCGAAUCUCCUACAGAAUCUCAUGACGCUCAUCCCUUUGGCCUUCGUGGGUCGCCUGGGUCCGCUGCCGCUCGCCGCUGCGUCCAUCGCCACCUCCUUCGCCAACGUCACGGGCCACAUCCUGCUGCAAGGCCUAGCCAGCGGUCUCGAGACUCUCUGCGGGCAGGCGUUCGGAGCGGGGUGUCCGCUGCAGCUGGGGCUGCACCUGCAGCGCGCGUUGCUGUGCAUGACGCUCGUCGCCACGCCCGUCGGCGUGCUCUGGUGGUUCACCGAGCCGCUGCUGCUGCUCCUGCAGCAGUCGCCUGACAUUGCCGCCCUGGGCGCCGUUUACAUCCGCUGGCUGCUGCCGAGUCUGGCGGCUGCUGUCGUCAUGCAGUGCCUGGAAAGGUACCUGCAAGCCCAGUCAGUCACCUUCCCAAUGGCGGCAUGCGCGCUGGCAGCAGUGCUCCUACAGUUCCCCCUCACCUUCCUGCUCGUGCACACACUCCAGUGGGGGCUGCCGGGCGCCGCCAUAGCCGUGUCGCUGGCGUAUCUGCUAGACCUGGUGCUGCUGCUGGUCUACAUUCGCUGCACCGGCGUGGCCAAGGCUGCGUGGGGCGGGUACAGCAUGGAGGCGUUUAGUGGCUGGGAGCCGUUCCUGCAGCUCGCCCUGCCCUCCGCCAUCAUGCUCUGCCUUGAGUAUUGGAGCUUCGAUAUAGUCACACUUCUCGCCGGCCUCUUGCCUAACCCUGACAUUCAAGUAGCCGGCCUCUCUGUUGUUCUCAACACGUCAGUGAUGGCCUUUGUGCUGCCGUACGGCUUUGGCGUGGCGGUCAGCACCAGAGUGGCCAACGAACUCGGCGCAGGAGACGAGAUCUCAGCCCAGCGUGCUGCCACAGUGGGGGUGCUCUGGGCGCUCUUUGAGGCCACGCUUGUCUCCUCGGCUUUGCUCACUGUCCGCUCCUCCUGGGGCUGUGUGUUCACCACGUCCCCUGAAGUUAUUUCCUUCGUUGCUGGCAUCAUGCCGCUCCUCGUUGCAUCCGUCAUCACUGAUGCAGUCAAUGCUGUUUUGUCAGGCAUUGUGCGUGGAUCAGGCUACCAGCAAGUGGCUCUAGUUGCCAAUCUCGCAGCAUAUUACCUCUUUGGUCUCCCACUUGCUGCACUACUCGCCUUCCAUCUCAAGUUGGGAAGUGUGGGUCUCUGGGGGGGUCUGACAAUUGGCACAUGCGUGCAGCUAAUCAGUAUUGCGGUCAUCAUGGCAAGAAUGGACUGGUCACAAGCGGUUGACGUUGCUAGGGAGCGUGUGGAGUCAUCGAUGUCAAUGGACGACAAAGACGCACUAUACAAAAAUAGCAGCAAUGACCUUAUGGCUUUUGGAAGCCAUUCAGAUAGCAGCUUGAGUGGCUCCAUCGACCAGCAGGCGUCUGUCAGAAACUCCAAGGGGGUUCUUUCCUCACAGGAUGAUCUGGAAGCUAUGCACGUUCUGUGCUAAAUUUUGCUUUAUGGCAGAGUAACAUCCAACACACCUCCAUUAUUCUGGUAUUGCCUAAUAUUCUUUUCAAAAUCUUAU